GUCCGCGCUAUGCCACCAUAAUGAACAGACCAAUAUCAACAAUAUAUUAAUUCAGCUAUCAUAUUACCUUUGCUGCCGAUCCUAUUCGAAUGAACCCCCGAAAUGAAAAAAAAAUCAUUUGUUAAAUGUUUUCAGUGUCAAUUUUAGUUUAAUGAAGUGUUUCUUUUUCCAUGUAAGCAUAUGACAUGUCUUCUUGAUUUAUUUACGAAAGAUCAUAGAUAUCUUGCUUUGACAUCUUAUCGAUAUUGACUGUCAACUUACUUCAGACCCCAAAUUAAAAAAAAAAUAUCAUAGAAUCGCGUAUUUUUCAUUCUAGGAAGACCGUCGUUGCUAAGCGGCAGCAACUACGUUUGUUUUGUUUGCGGAUUUAGUCGAAGACAACAGGUAGCAAAAGCAAGACGCUUACGGAGAUUCUAUAAAGAAACAGUGCGGGAGAGAUUGUGUUUAGCAUUAUGGAAUUAACGAAGAAUCUAUUGCAAUUUGCUGUGCUGUCGUUUGCCGCAUUAGCUGUAAAUGGUUGCGUACGUUUGAAGUGCUAUAAAUGUAACUCCCAGGACUCGCCGAAUACUUGCGGGGAAGCUAACUUUGACGCUGGUGCCCACUCUGGAGACACAACAAUUGGUUCCACAAGUACUUCUGGAGGAACCAGUUGUAUUCGGGGAUGGGCUAUAAAUGAUCAAGGAACUUAUUACUAUCGUGACAAAUCUAACCAAUUCAUGAAUGAUGGUUGCGAGACACCACAAAAAUGUGUCUGUAACGAUAAUCUGUGCAACUCAAAGGCCUCAAGAGUGGUAACCAUGACAACAGUAGCGACAACUAUCAUCUGCUCUUCAUUGGGGAUAGUGCUAGUGAAGAAGAUUCUGAUUUAAAAAUGACUGAGAAACAACAAUAUAUCCAUGAAACUUAAAUAACAUGAAAUGUCAGUGCAUAUUGCUUCACUUUUUUGUCAAGAUAUACUUGUUUUGGUCCUAAAACACUUACGCACACGUGAUUAAUGCAAAUGAAACAUAAAUCCUUGGGAAUAACCAAACUAAAUGACUGCAUUAAAUAUGAAUACUUCAGUUCACACUACAUGCAGUUUAUGGUUCAAAUAUUAUAACAUUAAUCGUCAAAUCAGUACAAAAAGUGGGUAAGUUCUUCUUUGUGUAAAUUGUGCACUUAUCCACUUUUCAUGCAAAAGUCGAAAAGUUAUCAAACUUUCUAGACCUAUCAUGCAAUUAUGACUUUCUAUAAAAAAUAUUAGUAUUUCUUUUGUUUUUAUAAUGAAUUUGUAGUUUGUUGAAAUGAAAAGAAUUGACGGCCUAUUGAUGUGAUUUGUAUUUCAUUUCCAGUGAACAUUAAAACCCUUUUAUAGGCAAACCUAAUAUAGAAAAAUGUGCACUUUUUCAUUAACCGAUGUAACACUUAAUUCACACACUGAAUGCAGAUUAAAUUUCGUGUGACAUGCUAAAUCCGUAUUUUAACCCUGAUAAAACAGGUCAUGCAUUGACGUCACGCCGACCUACUAUAUUUGGUGCCAUUAUAUGCGUCACGAAAUUGAUAUACACGUUGAUGUAAAAAGACAUAUUAGAAUCGAAAUAAAAUAUAGCAGGUUCAUGAUUUAUUAGACCUAAACACUCCGAAUCGGUUAUACGCCGCAGGUAAUAUUUCACUCUGUCUACUGUCCGCACCAUAGCUAUGUUUCGAUAUUUUAAAACACGGUUCCGCUAAAUACAUGUAUUAUUUCUUAAAUGAAGUAUAAAAUUUAUUUUUAUUGUGGAGUUUUAUUAUUGAUGUUUUAUUAUCACUGUAUAUUCUCACUUGUGUGAUAAAUUUU
Mercenaria mercenaria is the source of this 1816-nucleotide messenger RNA. RefSeq lists its product as uncharacterized. The record is from RefSeq and is a predicted model, not a curated record. NCBI's taxonomy places the organism in Eukaryota, Metazoa, Mollusca, Bivalvia, Venerida, Veneridae. Bases 453 to 869 code for a protein of 138 amino acids. The transcript is spliced from 3 exons.